AAAGACCUGUGGUCAGCGGAGAACUUCAUCAGUGUAUCAAAUCCAAGAUGGCGGACAAAACACGUUUCAUGCAGCCUUGAAAAAAUAUGCCAGGAGCGAGGCACUUACGCGGCACUGUCGCUUCACGGUAAUGUUUUAUGGGUUUGAAAUGUUUUCAGAGAAUAUUUCAACAGCGAAGUUUGGGCUUAUGUCUUUUGACUUAACGAUGCACAUGUAUGUUUUGUUAGGCAGCUACAUGUAACUCAGACCACCGUUGCUGCAUUGUUCUGUUAAAAAUCCCAGGGUUUCUCGGUGUUAUGUACUUGAAUAAGCGUGGAAACGUCGUAGAACAAAUUUUCGUUUUAUUUUAUAACAAAGAAAGCAGUGCAAAAUUGCACACUACAUGAAAAACAAUAAAAAAUGACACUCUAAUUUUGUUAUGCACCUAUCAAUGGUUUGCCCCAGGAUGGGGGCCGGGCAACCCACGGGAAAUUUGACAUUUUCAGGUUUUCAAAUGUCAAUCUCCCCAUCCUUGGGUCUCCAUUGUAAGUCAAAUUCCCACCCCUGGGACCUUCAUAGACCUUCAUAGUAAGUUAAACGAAAUGAUAGGCACUCACAACAAGUUUAUUGCAGCACUCCUCCAGACACAACACUGAUUUGAACCAACAACGAUUAAACAAGAUCCUCUCAAAACAAUCCAAAUUGUAUUUCUUGUAGACAAAAAUUUUUUGGGGUAGAAUUAUUAAAAAAUUGACAUAGAAAGUAUCAAAAAAUAAGAUUAUUUAAUGAAGCACUAUUUGUCAUUGUUUGUGAGAUUUGGCACAGGUUUCUGGAUUCAUCUUCUAUGUCACGCCUGGAAUAGGUCGUAUUCCGCUUUCAUGCAACUGAUGUUUGUAACUGAGGUCCACAAUUGACCAGAAUUUCAUUUAAUUUAACAUUUGGAGUAUACUAGCAAAUCUAUAAACACAGAGAGUAUCGAAAACUUGAGGCAGGGCGGCAUCCUCUGAAGACGGGUAAGUAGGAAGUGAAUUUUGAUCUAAAUGAGCUCUUGUGCGAAUAUUUCUUCUCAAAGCUGAAGGAAAAAUACCUUAUGUUAUUAGAACUUUAAAGACAGAGCACUGAUGGGCAUAAAAAACAACAUUUUUGCUUAAAAAAAAAAGCAACACGAUACUCCUUACCUUUCGCUCAGACAUCCUUGGACGCGGGAAACUUGUUAAGCGCAGGGAGCAAGGAGAAGGCAAGACUAGCUCUGUUUGAACAAUCUGAAUUAUCUAGAAACCUAAAAAGGUUGUAAACAGAGUUCAUACAGAGUCUUGAAUUCUUGAAAAAGUCUUGAAAUUUGCCCAGCAAUUUUCCAGACCUGGAAAACGUCUGGAAAAUAGAGAUAUACCAUUAAGUUCUGAAAGUAAUGACCCCCCAAAAGGAGUGACCCUCCAAAAGUAGCAAUGAAAAUUUACAGGUGUUAGCAGGGUUGUCACUAAGAUUUCAAGUUUCCGGGUAAAUACAACAAGUAGGCGGAGAAUCAAACGGCUAGGCAUUUCUUGUGGUUCUAUUUUUCUUCUAUUUUCCAACAAACGUAGCUGGGGGCCACUCUCCUAGUAGCCGGGGAAAAUCCCCGGCCCCCGGCUCUUAAUGACAACCCUGUGUUAGCAAAUCCCGAAAGUAUCGAUUUCUGAAAACUAGUUUCCUUUUUGGAAAAAAUUAUGGAUAUGAUAGAUAUAAAACGGUAUGCCAAACUUAUCUAAGGUUUGUUUUUAAUGAUUGUAAUGAUUUUUGACGUUCCCACAUAACUCUUUAAGCAAAUGAUGUACGCUACAUUUUGUUUUAAAAAGUAUUCCUUUCUCUUCUGAAUAACUGUUGCUUGCAUAAUAGGGAUAACGUAUUUAAACCUUUUAAUCUAGUAAAAACGGCCCAUGUGGAGUACACCUUUAAGCUGCCUGAAAGUAGCGACCCCCUGAAAGUAGCGACCCUCCGAAAGUACCGAUAGAGAAAGGCUGCUAAAUCCAAAAGUAAUGAGGGUUGUUACUUUUGGAACUUUAUGGUAAAGUCUGGAAAACUGGUUAAUGGUUAAAAGUCUUGAGGUCUCAUUUAACCUCGCCCGCACGUUUGCAGUGCAGAUCAUGAAGAAAGCUUGGUUCCUGUCUUUUGUUAAGGUCCAUAUUGAUUACCUAUUUGAUAACCUCCAGUCUGGAAAAAGAAAUUGUUGUUUUGGAAAAAAGGUCUGGAAAAUUUCUUGAAUUUUGGAUCCAAUUAUCUGUGUGAACCCAGUGUAGAGUAACAUUGUCAAAUGUAAUACAGAUAAUAAUUAUUGUAAAAGAGACAAAACUAACAUAUUUUUGCGAAUGAAUUGACAUAUGCAGAACUUAAAAAUACAACAGUAACAUUGUAUAAAAUCGUACUUAUUUGUAGCUAAUUGGCCACAAAACCACAAUCUUUCAAUCCCUCUGAAAUUGUUCCAAAGCAUGUCUAGCUCAUCUCACAAGCAAUAAUAUAAUCGACAUUUAAUCAACAUAUAAUCGAGGCUGUGGUUUAAAUUCCUCACACUUAUGCAUGGGGAUCAAAUUCCCCACCUCCUAGAAGACUGAUUGACAAAUUCCCUUCCCCCAAGACAGCAAAGGUCUCAAAUGCCUGGGGUAUGCACAGGGUAUGUUGAAGCUCUGAUUUGACUUAGACAAUAGUGCUAUCCUUUGGGUAAAUCAUUUUCUAUUGGAUAGGUAUGGGGGAAGCCAAUACCAUCCACUGGAUAGUGAUUUAUCUGGCAAUAUCAACACUGCAUGAACAAACUGACAUAAUGAGAAAUGUCAAGGACAUGAAAUGACCUACUGUUAAGUAGAAAUAAUAGUAGACAUGAUUAACAAUAAGAUUCCUUGAAGUAUAUGUUGGUGUCCAAAAUGUUCAAUUGGAGACAAAAAGUUUUUCUAUCCAUGGUCACCACCUGACACCCGACUGAAAAAGUUAAUUUUAAGCCCGUGCCUUUUCCGUUCAACAAAUUUCAACCUGUUGAGGAAUGUUCAUCAAUGCAAAUGUUUUCUGCAUAUUCAACAAAGCUGCCACAUCACCCACCAUUUUUUUAGCUUGCUUAAAGGAUAUUCUUCACAAGUAACAUUGGCUAUUUGCUUUUUAAUUUUUAGCGUUCGUAACCUCCUUCGGUCAGGGGCUAUUAAAAAAGCAUGGGAACCAGUAUGGUUUCCAGUUGUGGAAGCUUUCUCCCCAUUACUGGAGACCAAAGUAAACAGAAAAGCUGAAGCUGGAAGAAUGCAAAAGAUCAUCUACCCCGAGGAUAAAUUCAGAAAGUAAGGAUUCAUUUCUGCAGAUGUUUUAAAAUAUUUAAGGAAAUGGCACAUUUAGGAGUCAAAAUAAAAUUUACAAAUUUUCCUUGGAUGCACAAAGCCUACCCUGUCAGAAGAGGCCCUUCAGUCUUCUAAGGAAAGUGAAGAAGAUCUCCCCAACCUUCAAAGAAUAUGUAAGGGCUUGUGCUCACAGGGUACACAAAACCAACCUCCCUGUCAUGAUCAGCAGUCAAGCUAUCAGAAAAAUGUUCAUGUAUUUUCUUGGAUCUACAUACCAGUACAUGCAUCAUGUGACAUUAUAUAUUCUGCGUUUGGAGCGGAUGCAAGGCUGGAAAUCACACUGAACAGGUGCUAGCUACAACCAGUUGCAAAAUAGUUGAGGCACUUUGCAUUAAAAUUGUUUUUACAAAUACAGUGCAUCACCAAGGAAGAACUCUUGCAAGUGCAAGAGAUUUCCCCCUCUCCUUCUUUCAUAGUUGUCCCUGCAAGUUUUGAAUACAUGUAUUUCAUGCAAUUGUUACUACCUUCAAUUGAUAACAGGGGAGGAGGCAGGAAUCAUGUGAAGUCUAUUUUAUCAAAAUUUUUUGGUUUUAAUAGUUACAGUGUCUCAAGCUUUUUGCCAGCAACAUAGAACCACAUGAUUUACAUACGAAAGGCAGGAAGAACUGCAUUAAAGCAGAGUUAACUUGAGCUAAACUCACCUACAAUAAAAAAUUAUUGUUACCUUCUGGUAAAAUUACCUUCAAGGGGAUUAAGACAAGAGAGAAAAUAAUUUAUCAUCAACCCCAAAUUUGGUGAGAAAAAGUAGGUUUUCUUUUACUACCAGUAACUCUCUUUUCCUACAUAUAGGUCUUCCCUUUGAUUAACUCUAAUAAAUCUGUUUUUUUCUUCAUUUUUAUCAGGCAGUUCCAGGAGCAAUUUCAAACCAAUCAGCCAUUGUACCAAUGGAAAGAUACAGCUCCUUCCCACUGUGACAGGUAACUAGCAAUAAACACAUCCUUUCUGUCAAAAUCCUUUUUCAGACUUGAUGUCUUUUAUGGUGAUCCAUAGAAAGACUAGAAAGUUAGAAAAUAAUAUUAUUAACUUAUAUCAUUGUAAUAAUAAUUGCAAAAGUAUUAUUUAUGCUGGGAGUGAAUGAUUGGUAGCAAACUAUGGCUAGCAAUAUUUGUUGCUAGUCUGCACCUCAGUUGUUAAGCCAAAUUGUUUUUGAAGCUAAUACAUCCCGUACGUGGGUGACUCCCGGGAGUCGGAUAGUGACCUACAUCAUCAUGAAAAGGAAAUGUUUUUGUCAUCCUAAAUAUUAACUAGAAAUAUGUGAAUUGCAGAACCUCAUGAGGUAGACAUACCGGUAGUUAACCCAUUCGCUCCUGGAGAUUUUGCCGAAAAACGCGUUUUGAAGCUAGUCGAGUGGUUUUCUGGUCACUGUCGUGCUAUAAAGAGCUAAAACUUACCACAAACCGGUUUACAGGUCGUACACUUGGCGGCCUUCUGAUCCAGAUGCAAAACAUCAGCUUGCGAAGUUCGGGCAUGCGCAGAAAGCAAAAUUUCGAGAUAGUUUUUGGGUUUAAAAGUGACACAGCAGUCUUGACUUUUACUUUUCGCUUUUUCUCCUCCCUUCUUUUUUCGCUUUUCUUGCCUCAUUUUUUUUUCUCUUGCUGGGCAUUUAGUAGGCUUCAUUUUGGUGGGAAGAGUUUUUGGGAAAGCUUUUAGCAUCUUAGGAUUAGGUGAAAGGAAAGGUAGGUGGGCAAUGGGACAAGAUUUUCAUGGAGAUUUUCAGGUCAAUGUCACGUGGUUUUUUGCUUCUUUCUCCGGUGUCCUUGACUGAAUUGUGCUCAUUCUGGUAUGGUUUGAAAGAUCUCUUCACUCUACACAAGUUAGCGAAGAAAGUUGUCCUUGACCGUUAAAACUGAUGACGUCACAAAGGCUAGAAAGGACCUGGAUCCGCACGGGCGGUUACAGGCGGUUCAGGGGCAAAUGGGUUAAUUACCAUUGUCUUAGCCCAUCAAGUCCAUCUGCUCCUACUGAAAGUUCUCCUUUGUUUAAGAUUGUAGAAAGAGAUCUAAGGGAUGCACCAUCUUGGAUUGUGUUAGACAGCAUGGCCUCCUAUGGGUGGUCUGAUUUAGUUUGAUUUGAAAUUGAUUAUAAGCUGUAUUGAAAGAACAUUUAGCAAAACGGUAGCUCAGUAGCUCAACUAGGAUGAAAAACACAAAAUGAAGCUGUUUAAUAUUUAUUAAGCAAUGAUCAAUGUUCAAUGUUCUUUUGGAGGUGCUUCCUGCCAAUUUCUUGUUAGACAGAACCUAAUGCAUAGAAGACGAUGCUGCAUACUAUAUAUUUGUACAUGUAGUACAUGAUCCAAAAUUGCCACCUGGGGUUGGGGGGGGGGAGAGUGGGGGGCUCUCAACAAAGAUUUACCUUACCUUUUUCCGACAAAAAGGUACCCCUUUCACAUACUUUCCAUUGAAAAAUGGUACCUUUCUUAACGUGCCCCCUAAAUAAGAAAAAUCCCGAAAACAGGAAACCUUCUUGUCAUUUUUGUGUAACGGUUAAUAAAUUAAAGUGAUAUAGCCAUAAGGUACGUUUUUGGAAACAAUUUAAAUUAAGGAAUUGUUAAAAACUUGCAAUAAAUAAAAUUAUAAAUUAAUUUUUCUAAUCCUUUCAUAAACUUCAUCUGUUCAAUUCCCUACCCUUUGAUAUACAUGUACCUAAUCCCUAGAAAAAGGUACCCCUUUUGGGCGGAGCCUUCCUGUAUAAAGCAUUGUAGGGAGUGACCCCCUCCCCCUGGGUAUUUUGUCUCUACAGGAGAGUUCCAUUAGGAUCAGAUGGACUUUAAAGAAACUGCUCGAAAUUAUAAUGGAGAGUUAUAAUUAUUAAAAACGUUGUCAUCUUUUUAUUUGUGAUAUGUAAAAAUAUGAAGAACCUCAAGGCUUUUUGUACUGACCUUGUUCUUUCUAUGGAUUAUCAUAAUUUAUUUUUAAAAAGUUAUAGUUUGUUUUGUUUUCAGUUUUGUAGAGACCUGUAUGCAGCUUGUUCAUCAGGGAAUGAGUGAUGAGGAAGCUGUUGAAAAUGCUAUCAAGACACUUGAAUUUGGAAAGAAAAAAGUAGCAGUGGGCAUGAGUGAUGUAUGCGUACUUAAGUCAUUAUGAUGAUAAACUUAUAAUCUGCUAUAAUAAUAUUUUAUUGAGAGAGAAAUUGUUUGUCAUGAAGUGAUGAUUAAAUCAUAAAAAUCAAUGAUCUGAAUAAAGUUUCUUUGUGACUUUCACUGUUAAAUGCAAAUAAUUGAAAUAUUGAAAUAUUGAAAUAUUUGAUGUUCUCAAGUAGAUUGAUAGUGUCUUAUCUUUCUUUGAUUGAUUCCCUAUUUGUUAUAAAUGAAAAAAUGACCAAAGCAAGUUUUUUUGAUGCCUUAUUACUUGCGUUUCUGGCGUUUCUUUACCUCUUAUGUUGGUGAAAUAAACUAAAUAAAUUCUUUCACACCUGACAUUUCUGAUCUUUAACCUUAUGAAUCCAAUAAAACCAGCUGUACAGUGAAAGAGUAAUCCAGAAAAAUUCUUACACCCCCUGAAGCUGCAGAUCUUCAAUCUUAUGAGUCAGUAAUUUCUUUUUUCACUGAGCUGAGCCAGGCAAAGGUGAACCAGCUUGAUGUAAAAAUAAAACCAUUCAAGUGGGUGCAUAUGCACAUACCUGUGCAUAAUGUGUACUGUCCUAUCACGCUGUCCUAAUAGUGCUGAAAUCAGGGCUGUUGAUAGCCAAUCAGAUUAAAGAAUUUUGUCAUAGUUACAAUUAAUAGAGGUUUUUGACGGUACCUACUAUGUCAUCUGGAAAUUAAUAUUUAGUUAUUCCCUCUAUGUUCAUAGGAUGACUUGGAAGUAGAUGAUGUCUUAAAUUACAAGGACUUUGAAGCCGAUUAUCCCCCAGAUGACAAACCACCAGAGUUGAAAUAAUUGGCAGGCAGUCAGCUAGUAAGAUAAUAUUUAUAACAGUUUGAAAAAGGUUGUUAGAACAGUGACCAGAUAAACUUGUGACUUGCUUGCCUCAAUCUGGUCAAAUUGAGCUUUUUGCUUUUUAUGUAAUAUUUUCAAAUUUGUCUGCUUGUGUCAACCUAGCUAGCCUUCUAUGCAGAUGCCCUUUUGGGUCCUGAUUCAAAAUCUGGUAUUACCUGACAAGCCAGUAGGACUUCUGCUUAGGAGACUUUUUUUAACCUUGAACCCUACAUCUCAUUUUUCUCGUAAGUCAUUGUGCAAAUAAAUCUUGUUAUAUUUAUUGACGAUGAGACCAUGGAUUGUUAAAGAACUAGACACCAUAUUGGUGUUCACUGGGCUGCAUUGGUCUAAAUAAAUAUACAUAUUUUCACCAGAGUAGAAAGCCAAGGGAAUACUCUACCCUACCCGGGCCUCGGCUAAUCUUCAUCGUUACAAAUUAAUCCCAAAAACUUAAAGGAGUUCAACAAAAUAAUCGCUAGGUUGGUGGCAAAAUUUAAAAGUGGCCUUCUUUAGCCAUUUGAACUUAAGAUUGCAAGUUGGAAGACCUGCAUGGAACAGCUAUAAUGUGAUGACACAGUCAGAGUUCUAAAGAAUUUGGUUUUGGAAGGCUUUACGAUUAGCCUUCUCCCGCACGAGAUUGCAGUAAAAAAAUGAGAAAGGUUUGAAGAAAUACACAAUCAAAGUCAUAGUCAC
Porites lobata is the source of this 7939-nucleotide messenger RNA. The record is from the annotation of a GenBank genome assembly. NCBI's taxonomy places the organism in Eukaryota, Metazoa, Cnidaria, Anthozoa, Scleractinia, Poritidae.